Trypanosoma theileri is the source of this 1029-nucleotide messenger RNA. RefSeq lists its product as uncharacterized. Bases 1 to 1029 code for a protein of 342 amino acids. The transcript has a single exon. NCBI's taxonomy places the organism in Eukaryota, Euglenozoa, Kinetoplastea, Trypanosomatida, Trypanosomatidae. The record is from RefSeq and is a predicted model, not a curated record.
AUGAAAAAGGUUGUAAUGGUGAGGUGUUACAUGUUUUGUUUAUUAACUCUUGCACUGUGUUGUGCUUGUGGGUUAGUAUGGUCUGAUAGUCCUAAAGUUUAUGAUGCUCUAAUUAAAACUUCUACUGUUGGUGUUCCUUCUCUUGUUCGUCGUGCCGUUCCUGCGUUUAUUAUGUGUGAUGGUGAAGAUAAGGAUGAUGAUGAGUGUCACUGUGAGAAGGAAGAAGAAGUGAUGCAAGAACCUAAAAAUGAGAAGGAUGGUUCUCUCCGUGAUAGUACUAGUGAGUUGGGUUCUUCAAGUGGCCAUUCUUCCCAUGCUGCUGAAGGCCCAGAUGGUGGUCUCGGUUCUAAGCAGCAGGAGUCAAAAACUCCCGAACAGUUAAAAGAAAGAACCCAAGUGGAUCAACCCGAGAAACAAAUACAUGAGAAACAGGAAACACCGGGGAAAGUAGAUAUUUCCACACCAUCUCAUACUUCAGGGAUAAAUGGUCAGGGUAAUCCCAGACACCUUGAGGCAUCCCCUCCUGCACAGUCAGGUAAAGGAUCAGUGGGAAGAGAUGGAAAUACUGAAGAGACCCCAACAGUGUCUGAAGAACCAUCACCAGAAAAUAAACAUGCUGCUCAACAAAGAACUCCAUCGGGUGGACAACCACAUGAUGGCACAAACACUCACGUUACCCAAAAUGAAGAGACCCCAAUCACAAGAGUAUCAGGUACUACUGACGGUGAACAGAUUUCUGCCAAUGCGCCUCAGAAUUCACCUGAGACUUCUUCGACCAAUUCAGCCACACCGAAUGCUAACGAAUCUGCAGAUACACAGAGUGAGUCAACAAGUACCCAAGAAGGCAAUGUGGAAAGUGCAGACACAGAUACAACCUCAACCAUUACAACAACGACAACAACACUUCCUCCUGAACUCACAAACAACAAGAAGGGUGAUGCAGACAGCAGCAGCAGUAUCAGCAGUUCUGUGUGGGUACGUGUACCACUACUGAUUGUGGUUACACUGUCCUGUAUUCUUGUGUGCUGA